UGUGAGUAUCUAAUGGUGUAUAUGAGUUGUGUUUAGAUUUGCUUGAAAUCUUUUAAAAACAUCGUUAUAAAUAAAUAAAAUAUCCUUGGUAACAUAAUAUUGUGUCAAAACAAAUUCGAACAAUGACCGUGGAAGAAGAAGUACUCAGAAUACAGAAAAAGCUCAGCAAAAUGUCAUCGGGUGACGGCUCAGUAGAACAAGCGCUCGAAUUACUAAAGGAGCUACAAAAUUUGUCAGUAAACUUAGAAAUUCUGACAAAAACUCGAAUUGGAAUGACUGUGAAUGCGUUACGAAAAUCUAGUAAAGACGAUGAAGUAAUCAGUUUGUCAAAAACAUUAAUAAAAAAUUGGAAAAAAUUCUUAUCCGGCCCAACAUCGAAUACUCCAUCAAAAGAAUCUAGUUCAUCAUCAGCGUCGAAAAAUAAAUCAAAAGAUUCAUCAAAAAGUGAUAGCAAACGUGAUAGUGAAGAGAAAGAUCGGAAAAUACAAAACACAUUUCCUGCUUCAAAUACAACUGAUGCAGUGCGAAUUAAAUGUCGAGAAUUGUUAUUAGCUGCUCUGAAAGUUGAUGGUGAGGAUCAUGAAGGCUGCGCGCCACCAGAACAAUUAGCUGAAGAGCUGGAAGAAGCAAUAUUUGCUGAAUUUAAAAAUACAGAUAUGCGUUAUAAAAAUCGUAUUCGAAGUCGUGUUGCUAAUUUAAAAGACGCUAAAAACCCAACGCUAAGAACAAAUUUCAUGGUUGGUGCAAUAACAGCAACACGAUUAGCUACAAUGACUGCAGAAGAAAUGGCAAACGAUGAAAUCAAACAAUUGCGUGAGAAAUUCAAGAAGGAAGCAAUUGAUGAUGCUCAAUUAGCACAAAAUCCUGGUACUAAAACUGAUUUACUUAAGUGUGGUAAAUGUGGUAAACGUAAUUGUACGUAUAAUCAAAUGCAAACACGAAGUUCUGAUGAACCGAUGACUACGUUUGUGCUAUGCAAUGAAUGUGGCAACCGUUGGAAAUUCUGUUAAUUUUUUGUUUUCAUCAUUUCGCAAACAAUAACAAAACAAACUAAAACAGAGUUUACCUCUCGUGAUUUUGAUUAUAUAUCUGAUUCAAAUAUUACUAUUGGAUAUAUAAAUCGUAACAUAUUUAUUGAUUUGCUUAAAAAUAAAUUGAUCAUUAUAUAUUUAAUCUGAUUGGAUAAAAGAUGAGUAAAGUAUGACUCCAAGAUUGGAGAUGGCCACAAUUUCUAUUAGAAUAUCUAUCUUCUACAAAUCUACUCAUUCAUUAUAUUUUUUCGUUCUAUAUUAACUCAAAUAUAAUUCGAUUUGCAUGUCUAAAUAUUUAAAUAAAAUACUCUUUAAAACAAUUUAUAUUUAACGUCAUAAUGUAUGGCGUAACAUUGAAUGAAUUAUGUAUUGACUUUGUCUUAUAAAAAUAUAGUAAAUAUCCCACAGUGAAUAAAUGUGUAGAACAGAAAUAUGUAAACAUGAAAUAUUUCCUUUUUCUAUUUCAUGGUGUCAUUACUUUCUUAGCCUGUUCAUUUUCCAAUCGUUUCGGCAAAUAUUACGGAGUUUUUUUUUUAUUAAAAAAGUGUUCCCAAAUUAGCAAUGACUAACAUAUCUCUCUGAAUAAUAAUUUCGGUUAGCUAAUCCAUAAUAAUUCAAAAAAUGAUUCAGGCAUGGGGAUGAAUUUCAAAAUUUUAUUUUAAAUA
Messenger RNA from Chrysoperla carnea, 1696 nucleotides. RefSeq names its product transcription elongation factor S-II (gene TfIIS). Bases 123 to 1010 code for a protein of 295 amino acids. The record is from RefSeq and is a predicted model, not a curated record. Gene Ontology annotation, molecular function: nucleic acid binding; zinc ion binding. Gene Ontology annotation, cellular component: nucleus. The transcript has 2 exons. Lineage: Eukaryota; Metazoa; Arthropoda; Insecta; Neuroptera; Chrysopidae. Gene Ontology annotation, biological process: transcription elongation by RNA polymerase II; DNA-templated transcription.